Brassica rapa (field mustard) is the source of this 13973-nucleotide messenger RNA. RefSeq lists its product as uncharacterized. Gene Ontology annotation, molecular function: zinc ion binding. The record is from RefSeq and is a predicted model, not a curated record. NCBI's taxonomy places the organism in Eukaryota, Viridiplantae, Streptophyta, Magnoliopsida, Brassicales, Brassicaceae.
UCUUUUGUUUGUUCCUUUUGGCAGGACACAAUGAGCAAUCACGUCGGAGAUAUACCUGGUAGUCCGAAAGAGAGCUACAAGAUGUUGUAUAGCUAUUUGUACAUGUUAGAGCAAGUGAAUCCGGAGACAAAAACCUGUUUGAAAUUGGAUGAUAGAAGUAAAUUUGAGUACCUUUUCAUAGCUUUGGGAGCUUGCAUUGAAGGGUUUGCAGUUAUGAGGAAGGUGAUAGCUGUGGAGGGGAUACGUCUGAAGAACGGUGGUGUUUUAGUUUUCGCGAAAGCUCAGGAUCCUAAUGGUCAGAGUUAUCCACUUGCGUUUCCAGUAGUAGAUGGUGAGAAUCUUGCUAGUUGGACUUGGUUUUUCGAAAUGCUUAAAAGUGUUAUACCAGACUCUUCUGAACUGGUUUUCAUUAGUACUCUUCAUCAGAGCUUGAUCUUCGCCAUAGGAAACGUGUUUCCACAGGCUCACCAUGGUCAUUGUUUAUGGCAUUUGAAGGAAAAGGUGAAAUUGCAUGCUUGUAACGUCAACAAGAAUAUAGUCGGGCAAAAACUUAUGGAGUUAGGCAGAUAUUACACGGUUGAUGACUUCAAUUCUGCUUACGACUCAUUUAAGAUAAGAUGUCCAGCUGCGUACAAGUAUGUGGAGGAAUGUGGUAUUGAAAAGGACAAAUGGGCAAGGGUUUUUUUCCCACGUGAUAGGUACAACUUGGAUACAAGCAACACUCUGGGAUCAAUGAAGAACGUGUUUAAAGAGGCAACAAGGUGGGCAUUAAUACCAAUGCUGGAUUGUAUCAUUAGGAAAUUCUCUGAUUGGUUCACUCAACGGAAGGAUGUUGUUUCUAGAUCAAUGAAUACAAGACUGGUGCCUCGGGUUGAGAACUACUUGCACGAUCUAUGGGCUGUUGCACAUAAGUUACCUGUGCGGGAACUUGAUAGUUACGAGCUUAAGUACGAGAUCACUGACACUGCAGGAAAGGUGUUUUGGGCGACCUUGGUUGGAAAAACUUGUACUUGCAAGGUGUGGGACUAUGAAAAGUUCCCUUGUCUGUAUGGACUGGCAGCUUAUAUCUAUUUCGCUAGGAAUGUUGAUGGCAGGCGCCUUGAUAUCCAUGAGUUGUGCUCAAAAUACUACUGGACGGAAAUGUGGCAUUUGGCGUAUUCCAGAACACUUAAUGUUGUGCCCGACAUGGCUUCUUGGAAUGCACCAGAUCAGAUCAAGGAGGUGAAGAUCAUACCUCCAUAUCGCAUCACGCGGCAAGGAAGGAAAAGAGUUUAAAUUUGGAUGAAUUUGGAGUAAUGCAUAUUUCGAAUAAUGCAUUUGGGUACUUGAUUUUGUGUUGUAAGCUCUGGAACUUUGUUUCAUUUCGUGUUGUAUCGUGUUGUAUGACUUGGAAAACUGCGUAAAACUUGAAAUCUACUUUGUUUUGUAAUGACAUUAGUAUUAUCUAUAUCAAAACUCGAAUCUCAUAGUUUUUUCUCUAUCAAAACCCGAAUAUCAUAGUUUUAUAUUUGUUUUCGCAACUCUAACAUAUAUUUAUAAUAAAACUCGGUUAUCAAUUUCUGAAAUUUAGGAAAAAAACUCUCAUGUAUCCCUUACGAGACCUUGCAAUUCCAAUAACACUUUGUUGGCCAAAGACAUCUUACAAACGAAACUUUCGAGUUAUAUCUAUUCGCUAAAUAUAAUUGCACGGAACUAUAUAUAUAACAAUUUAAACUAGUAAUAUUGAAGGUAAAACUAGAUAACCAAUUUAAAUAGAUUAGUAACACUAAAUAAAUUAGAAACCGACAAAAAUAUAACUAAGACCAAAGUUGGGAAUACUAGUAUCUUGGGUAUAACUAUGAACAAAUUUUUUUUGCGCAAUUAUCUCAUUUUAAUAUUAAAAUCGUCUAAAUUAUCUCAACCACACAAAUUUACUCCCCUCCCAAAGCCUUUCAAGUACUUUCAGUUUGACUUUUUAUCCCUUUUUCAUCUCUCCCUCCCUCUCUCUCUCUCUAUUUCUCCCAUUUCCUCUCCCUCCCCUCUCUCGUGUCUCUCGUCUCUCUUCUCUAUUUUGAGAAUCGAAUUCUCUUCCCCCCUCGCCGAGCAAGUGAGAUGGAAAAAGUGAAGAUGGAAGUGGGUUCGGGUUCGGGUUCGUCUUUAUCGCAAAGGAGCCGCCGCCGAUUUUCUUGUCUGAGGUUGUGUCACUGUGGCUUGCCGGCGAAAAUAAGGCAAGCUUAGACUGAGAAAAAUCCUGGUCGACACUUUUAUGGCUGUCCGCGUUUUAAGGUAUGAAUAUAUGAUGGAAUCUGGAUAUAAUGGAAUCUGAAUUUGAAUUGGGUUUGAAUUUUGACCUUAUUGCAGCUUGGAAAUGAAUGCAAUUACUUCUCUUGGUUCGAUGAAGAGGGUGGUACAGAAUGGCAAAGGAGAGCAUUGCUUCAAGCCCGUGAUGAAAUCCAGGAGAAGGAUAAAGUGAUUGAGCAAUUACAGAAGACCAUUUCUGAAAUGAAAAGUCACUUGGAGAAGAAGAAGACAGGGAAGGGCGGGGGCGGGAAUGACGAAAAUGAAGAAGAUGACAUUGUUAGGAAGUUUGAAGAAUUAUAUGCUUAAUUUAAGUGUGGUGUUGAAGAAUUAGUUUUCCUAGUAUUUCUAGUUUUACUAGUUUUCCUAGUAUUUCUAGUUUUCCUAGUUUUCCUAGUUUUCAUUAAGUUCUCCUAGUUGUCCUAGUUUUCAUUAAGUUCUCCUAGUUCUCCUAGUUGUCCUAGUUUUCAUUAAGUUAUCCUACUUUUCCUAGUUUUCCUUAAGAGGCACAUUCAAAAUAUAAUCAUAAGAACUUCCAUGAUAACAAGAUUGCAACAUCCAUGAUAACAAGAACAAGUUCCAUCCAACAUACCUAAUAAGUCAAGAGGUUUCCAACAUCCACACAACAACAAAAUAAUGGGUCCAACUUCCCACAAAAUACAUAACCGAGCUUACAAAAUACAUAACCGAGUUCUUCACUCCCUGCUUCCUUGCCCUUCAUCCAUAGCUUUCUUCAUAAACGCCUCAAACGGAACCACCAUCCUUUCCUCAAACUUGUCCAUUGUCUUCUUAACUCUCUUUAGCUGAGUGCCAAACAUUUUCACUUGUUUGAUCAACUCCUCCAUCAUCUUCUUCUGGCUUGCGCCUCCUUCCUCUCCACCUUCUUCGUCAUCCUGAUCUUCGUCGACAGCCUCUUGUGCAUUUGGAUCACGCGCAGCAACGUCUACAUCAUACAUCUCUUCAAAAAAGACUGAAUGUCCUUCUGCAAGACGCUUUACCCAACUGUCAACAGAAAUAUCAUCGACAUCAACGUCGUCCUCCUCUUCAGUCAGCUCUUCCAAAAGAGCUACUUCUUCUUCUGUCUUGGUAGGAAGGAUGCUGUGGAUAUCCCGUGACUGAUACCAAAAAAUUAAAACCAAAAAAUAAUCACAUGUUAGUAUAAUGCUACAACAUUUUCAAAGUUUGUAGGGGAAGAAACAUACCGUUAUUUUGUCCAGUUUGUCCAGUUCCCGAUUCAAUUUUGAAAGUGAAAACCCUUUCAUCCCUGCUGAUUUAAAGACUGAUCUGCACAUCCUAGGACAGUCUACAUCGACGUCUUCAACCUCUUGUCUGAACUUCAAUCCCAACUUGGGAAUUGCCUCAAAAGCAAGCAACUACAUACCAAUCAUGUACAAACACUUAACACAAUAAUAUUAACAAAUGAUAAGGUGAUUAUCUUCAAUUGCUUACCUCCAGUGGCAGACAGAAACCUGAAAGUGGCCAUAAAGUCUUCUCUCUAACCCGACCUCCAAAAUGAUCUAUGGUGUGCGAUAUCUCCUUAACCAUGUAAUCAAACGAGUACCUCCCCCAUGGAGAGUUUUCGCAGAACUCGAGAUCGUCCACAGAUUGGAAGAAUUCCAAAACAUCUCUGGCGCCUUUUCCUACUUUCGUUUGCGCACAGAUAACACUUCCUAAAAAGAACAAAACCAUCAUCUUCAGCCGGUCUCUGUGUUCUCCCAUAGCCAACAGCUUCGCUUUGACAUCCUCAAGCCUUAUUGAUUCUCCCUUCUUGAAAUGGCGCUUCACGAACUUUCUAUCACCAAACUCCUUAUACCCAAGUGGAUAGUUGCGGCAACUAAGACCUGAGAUCAAAGCGUGUUCUCUCAGGCCAUAGCGGAUGGGAACACCAUUCACAAUGAACCACACUUCCUUCCUCUUCGAGCUAUCCACUGUCCGCAAUAGCAACAUCCACAUUCCUUGGACCAUGUGGUUUGAGUCCUUCUCCAGGUGGAACACGUGACAGAAUUGUGGAUGCUCCUCAAACCACUUCCUCUCAGUAUCACUCAUCGGCGGUUCCAGAUUGUCAAAUGUAACCAUAACGUCUUUGACGAAACAUUUGGUCGCUAGCUUUAUUUGUUUCUUGUACUCCGACUCAUAGAAGUACAUCCUCAACGGUUUGAUUGCCUCGGUUGCCUCUAAUUCCUGCAAGUAACAUUGUGUUCUACAUCAGUUAUGCAAGUACUAAAACAUAGUUCUCCUAAGUUAUCAGAGCCUUUCCUAGUAUAUCUAGUUAAACCCUAUUCAAGUUCCACACUUAUUACCUCUUCUCCUUGCCCGAGAAUCCCUUCACCAUCACCAUCAACAUUUCCUAAUUCCGCUUCCAAUGGGGGUUCUCCUUGUUCUUGAUUUUCAUUUUCAUUUUGACCUCUGUUCUCUUCGGGAGUCCCGUUCUCUUCUUCUCCGGUGUCUUCCUCCUCUUGUAUUUUUUCUUCAUCUUUGUUCUCUACUUCUUCAUCGCUAUUUCCUUCUUCCUCUUCAUCUUUGUCUCCAUUUUCGUCUUUCUCUUCUUGAGAUUCAUCGCUAUUUCCUUCUUCCUCUUCAUCUUCGUCUCCAUUUUCUUCUUCACUUUCUCCCGAUCUUCUACAUCCUUAGCCGGUUCUUCUACUUCAUUCUCCUCCGCAACUCCCACGGUUCCAACAAAAUCAACCACCGGUGAUUCCUCAUCCGUCGUUUUUCUCUUCUUGGAACUCUUCUUCGGUUUGUUCUUCUUCGAGGUCCCGCUCUUUUGCGGAGGAGGAUCCGUUGGAGGAGGCCUAUCCUUUCUCUUACCCAGCCUAGUUUCAACCAUGAUUCACACGUUUUCGGUGAAUAAUCGAAGGGAAAUCGAAGGGGAGUGGGAUGUUCUAGGGUUACGUUUUCGAAUUUGGGGGAAACCGUUGAGAGAGAGGGGAAAUGGAAAUAAAGGGGAAAUUGGAGAGACUCGACUUGGUUUAAAUCGAAAUUGAGUGGUUAUUUGGAUUCGGGUUCGAGAUGGUUAAAAUCGAGAUUGGAUCGGAGGGUUUAAGUUGGAUUGGGGACGGUUAAGUCUAAUUUAUGAUCUUUGGUUCGUAUUUCAAUUCGAUUCGGUUUUCCCUCCGGUUAAACUUGGUAAAACCCGUAAAUAGUUUACCUUCCUUAGGGUUAACUGUAAAUUCCAGCAAUUUGCCAUUUUAUAUUUUUUCCUUUUUGUUUCAUGUCCUUCAAAGAUUGACCGAUAAGGAGGGUGGGUAUAGGAGAUGAUGCCCCCUAGUAUGCUCGACAGACCACCUGAGUAUGAACUCUAUCUCACGCACCUUUCUGUUAACUAUUAAAGCCCAGCUCAACAAGCCCAUAAGAACAAGUCAUAAGCCCAAGAAUGAGUGUAGGGUUUCUAACAAGUAGAUUUGAUAUAAAUAGUUUUGUAUGUUAACGGUUGAUGUAACUUUGGCUGCGCUUUCUAGCAGCCUCUCUUCUCAUCUUUAUGAAUCAUCAAUACAACUCUUGAAUCUCUUGCAGACAACCCAAAGUCUUUCCCUUUAUGUUCUUUAUAUUUCAAUAAAGCUCAUUGAGCUAUCUUAGUUUAUGUUUCAAUAAAACACAACUCUACCUAGUUCUCAAAUGCUAUCAUGGUAUCAGAGCACCAUGGAUUAGAUCUGGGACUCUCUAUUUUUAUUUUAGUUCUUAACUUCUCAGAAGCUCUAUCUCUCUCUCUCCCCCAUCACUCGUCUCUUUCUACAAGGGUUGAUUUUGUCUCAGUCUAGGCCACAAACCCACCAAGCUUUGUGCUUUCCAUCAAGUUUCUGAACCGCCGAGUUGAUACGUUUGACAACGACGACAGAGCAAGCUAGAAGCACUUUAAGAAGUGACAGUGGGCUCAAGUCAUGGAUACUUUUAUUGGGCCAGCAAAAUCACAUGAGAAAGGCCCAGUACAAGCCCAGUAACUCUGAACAAGAUGUUAAGAGGCUACAACAGAAGAAUCCAUCCCACGUCAACAAACGCUUAAUGUUUCUGAAAUAUCCAAGCUUCGCAGUUCACAGUAUAUGCAAAUGGGGAAGAUCCAUGGAUACAAUCAACCAAGAAGUAUUACUAAAAAGAAAGAUACAGUCUUUAUUUGGAAUAACGUCUAUGAGAACGAGUCUAGCUAGUGUGCAUGCCCCACAUUAUCCGGCAACAAAGGUUUCAUGCAUGUAUCUGUUUGAUCAUAGCCUUCUUGAUCCAGAAGUGUUUUUCCAGUCACAUCGUACACGAUUAAUGUCAAUUUUAUGGCUUCUUGCACAUUAUCGAUAAAAGCAUAAUCUACAAUGUUCUAGAAUCAAUACUCUUACAAUAACAAACUGAAACUAGAAUCCAUGCUUAUCCAAGUAAACUAAAUGCACAAAGAACAAUGGUUUUGCAUAUAUUAAUGGUGGAUAAUCAGGAUAUAUAUCCAGGUUGUUAUUAGUAAUAUGUAUGAUAAAGAUCUCAUCAUCUAUAUAAGUUGUCAAAACUGGACCACACUUUAAUUUUGACAAAUCACAAACAAUGAUCUACUUCUUCUCUUGUAGUUGAAGUUAUAAAUGCUAUGUUCAAUCACCCAUGUUCAAUAACUUCUUCGAAUCUUAUUUUAUUGUUCUUAUGAUGUGUUAGUCUACAUAAAAAGAAGUAGAAUAUAAUAUUGUUUCAUUUUACAAUUGCAGUACGUAAUAUAUAUUAUUUCGUUUUUAAAACAUGUAUGAGUGUUAAUUCAAAAAAAAAAACAUGUAUCCCAACCGCAGUAGAUUUAGGAACGGAUUGCAAUAUCCUUACAUGUAUGUAAUCUAACACAUACUUUGGUUCUGAUUCUCAGUUUCUUGAAAACACAGCUUACGUGUCCGUCUGAUACAAAUAGGAUCAAUCUCUAUCAUUGUACUCCAACUUUAUCAAUUAACACACCUAACACUUGAUAUUCGCAUUAUUGUACUACCUUGUGGAAAACCGAGAAGAUAUAUGAAAAAUAAGAUUCAGGGUUUGUAGCACUAUUUAUUUAUUUUGAAGUUUAUCCAGUUAAUUAGGAUAUAGAAAAAUUCCUUUCAUGCUCAAAUUCUUGUUGAAUGAUGUACCUAAUAUAUACUAAAAGAUACAGAUAAUUAAUUAUUUACUUUCUACAAUUCUACUUUAACGCACAUAUUAAUGUACUGUAUUUAAUUAUCUAUCAAAUAAAUUAUUCAUACGUAGUUAAUGUCUCAUACUUAAAAUGUCUUUGUACUUUUAUGAAUAAAGCAGGCAGCUGAUCAUGGGUUAUAUAGAUAGAUAAGUAUGUCACAUUUGGUACUAUUUAAACUUUAUACGUCUAGAGUCUUAACUAUUUUUUCUCGAAAGUUUGGGUCAAUAUAGUCGUUGUCACCUAGAAGGCAAACAAAAUGCGUAAUAUCUGAACAUAGGUGAUAAAUGUGUAUUAAUUUGACCUAAACUCUUCCUUGUGUCGUGUAGAAUCUGAUUCCUCUUCUACACCAAGUCCAAGUGGUUGGAUGUUGAGCUGGAAUGGUAGAGGAUCUUUUUAUGGGUCGAUGUCACGAUUGCCUUUCGAGUUAGCAAUUGUAGACGCCUUAAAUGAAAAUAUUUAUUCUGGUUGCUAUAUAAAAAACUCUUAUACUCCCUCCUUUUCUAAAAGUAAGAUGUUUUAGACUUUUUACUUGUUCUACAAAAAUAAAUUUUAUAUAUGUUUAAGGUAUUUUUUUAUACUUUUAAGAAACAUUAAAUAAAAAUAUUUGAAUUGAUUAAAUUUUAUUGGUGAACAGUUAUUGGAAAAUGUAUAAUAAAGUAAAAUAAAAAUUAAAUUAUAAACAUUUAUUGAAUUUUUAAUAGCGUGAACACUUUUGGGAACAUAUGGAGUAUAUCCUAAGAGUAAGGAGAAAAUAUUGAGACUUGGUGAAGAUUAUAUAAUGGAGUAAUGGACAAUCGAAGAUGCUUUUUAACAAAAAAAUAUGUUUUGCUAACAAUAUAGUAUUUUGAUUAAAUACUGAAAAAACUGAAUAUUCUAGGAAGACUGUGUGGGGUGUUCAAGCAGAAAAAGUAAUUAGUCCUCACAUUGUCUUCUUCUUCUUGUCCUCUCUUUCUUCACCUUUUCACAAAUGUUUGGUUCACUUCCACUCUCAAAACUAAUUUAAUAGCUUGAGGUUUAGUAAACCGACACAUGUUUAUACUUUUUUUGUGUUAAUUAUGGAGAUUCAAUUCAUCUGAAUCCUUAAAUUAUUAUCAUAACAACAUCAAUAAUAAACCAUGCUGACUUUUUCUGUCAGUUAUCACACAUCAUCACUCAAAAUUAUAUUAUACUCCCUCCGUUUCAUUAAGAUAGCUUUUUUAUAAGAAAAAAAUAUUUCAGAAAUAUGUGUUUUUUUCUUAUUUUGAAAAAUUGUAAACUUAAAAAAAAAAUUGACUUUAUUGAAUCUAUUGAUUAAAAGUUAUUGAAAAUUGAAAAUUAUAUAUAUUUAUUAUGAUAAUUUAAUGUAUUUUAUUAAUAAGUGUGAAAAUACUAAAAAAUCUAUCUAUGUGGAACGGAUGGAGUAUAACAUAAUACAAAAAUACGACUUAGCCGUAGACAAUCUAGCAUAAUGAAUUAUCCGAGAACUUGAUCCAACAGUAUACAUGCAUCCCAUAUAAUAAUUGUAGACGCAUUAAUCUUCUAGUAUUCCAUCGCUAGAACCGUUGGAGAAAUCCAUCAGCAAAAACCCAAAUUGCCGUUAGGGUUUACGAAUAAAGCGAUUAGGAAUCACAGUUUUAAAGUGGAUAAUUAGCAUUAUUUUCUAUAGUGAAUAAAUAUAUCACAGUUUCACAUAUUUUGCUAGUGUAGUCCCAUGCCUGGAACUUGAUAUGUGUGAAGAUUAUUGCAAAAUAUUACACACAACAAUAUCUAACAAGACUUUCUUUGAAAAGAACAGAUUUUGUUUUUAUCAUGGAGAAUGACGUUUGACAUUAAUAAGCAAAGACAAAUUUGUGAACAUGCAUGGACAAGACAGAAGUAAAAAUACUAUAUAUACAGUAAACGUGACUGGAAAAUACUAGAAAUUUUAUCUGAUUCUCAACAAAACGCAACUUCCUUAAUAAUCUCAUUUUAUUUUGUUUUCAUUUUUUUAGAUAAUUAAUUCUUUUAUUUCUUUGUAUUAUUUGUUUUUCAGUUAGUAUAGUUUAGUUACAAGAUCAUAUCCCCUCUCUUUCAUAUUAUAUGUAGUUUUAGACAAUUUUUUGUCAAAAUAUAAGUUAGUUUUCAAUUUUCAGUGCAAUUUUUACUUAUUGGAUGUUAGAUUUUUUUAUAAUUGGUUGAAUUUGUUGAUUCAAUAUUACUUUUAGAAAUGUAGCAUUUUUUUUUAAUAUUGGUGGUUUUAGACUAAACUACUCACAUUGUGAAACAUAGGAAGUAUUAAUCAUGAUUGAACUCAUGGCCGUUCUAAGAUGUUAUAAGAUGACUAUAUAGCACAUAGGUCAGGGAAUCUGUUUUACUUCUAUAUAUAGCACAUAAGUCAAGGAAUCCGUUUUACUUUCUUGUUUGUUUGUCUUCUGUAUUUUCUACGCCUGAUUUUUUUUCAUAAAUCAUAAUUAAAUAUUACAACUGACAUGUUUAAAAUGAUUAUUUAUUGAUACUUUGUUGACUUGUGAGUACUAGUUACGAACAAGAAUCUUAUGGUAAAAUCAGUUCAAGCGGAACCGAUCAAGCAGAUCAUCUAGAUCAAAUAGGACAAGUGGAGAUCAAGCGGAUCAUGCAGAAGAGAACCAGAUCAAAAAAUUUAUUAUAACUUACGAAUGACAAAAUCAGUUCAAAACUAUAGAUCAUAUAUUAAAACAAUAAAAAUGACACUUAGAUAUCUAAAUAAAUAUCUUAGAUGUUAUAAGAUCGGCCGAAAUGCCUGUAAAUAUUUUAUAAGAUACUUAUACUUCUUUUAUUUUCUUAUUUAUAAAAAAUAAAAAAAAAUUAAGUAUGACAAUUUUGUAUUGUUAAAGUUGUAAAUAAAAUAAAAUAAAAUAAAAUAAAAAUAUUGUAUUCAUAAGUUUAGAUAAAUAUAUUUUUAAAACGAUGUGUUGUAACAAAGUUAUUUAUUGACCAAAUAAAAAAAAAAGCAGAUCAACACCACCAAAUGUUGGCGGGUGAGAUCUGCAUGCAGAUCUCUUGUUUUUUGUACAAAAAGACAAAAAAUAUUGAAAUGCAUGCAGAUCUCCCGCUUGAACUGCUUUUGCAAACAUAAAAUGUUGAAUGCAGUGCGAGAGAACUGCAUGUGUAGGAGAACUGCACUUGUCCCGCUCCUCUAUUCGGACACUUAGCUUCUCCAUGCAGCUGAGCUGUACUACUUAUACUCUAAAACAUUAGGCUUCGAAUGUUACGAACCGCUCCGCCCCGCAGUUAACAGUAACAAAAAUCUCUAUAUAUACUUUAUAUCUAUACGUUUUUAUAACUGUCAGAACACUGCAGUUAAACCGCUUGUCCGGCACCACUCAAACCGCAGUUUUGAAGUUAUUCUUUAAAAAAAAUUGUUGACGUUUUUCUAACAGUCCAUUCAUUAUAUUCAAUAAAAUGCAAGCUGCUUAUCGAAGUAGAUUAAUAUUAUAUUGGAUCCUAAACUUCAUAUUCUUACAAAUAUUUUUGCGACCUUAUAUAACUUAGAGAUGGUAUUUUUCAUGAAGAAUACCUUUUGUUUUCGUUAGAAAAAUAAUAAUAUUCUUUCCGUUUUUUAAUAUAAGUCGUUUUAGAAAAACAUUUAUGUUCCAAAUUAUAUGUGUUUUUAGUUUUCUAUGUAAAAUUUAUUAACACUUAAUGUUAUAUGAUCAAUGAUAAUAUACCUUCUAUUUUAUUAUUGGCUGAUUUGUGGUUAGGUAAAUAAUUAAUGAUAUAUUUGUUUAGAAAAUAUAAAAAAGUUACUGAUUUUUUAAUCUAAGUAUACAAUUCUAAAACGACUUAUAUUAAAAAACGGAGGGAAUACCAAAUAACUUAGAGAUGGCAUCCUUUUUUCUUGUAGCUUUGGAAACAUUCCAAAUUUAAUGCUGUUCUGUGUCACGUUAUAGAACAGCAAAAAGUUUGUCCUACAAUUUUCAAGAAAAUGAAUGUUUUUACUAAUUGUCAAAUUCCGAAAAACGUAAAUUUUAAUCUUUUCAUCCAUUGUAGAAAAAUAACCAAUAAGUGAUUUUGUGGGUAGCAAACCCCGUAAGAGAAAUUAGGCAUGGACAUAAAAUCUAUAAUCCAAAAUCCAAAGCGAAUCCGAACCGUAAAACUCGGUAUGUAUCUGGUCAGAAAUGUAAAAAUUACAAAAGAAAUCUAAACUCAAAAUUUUAUUAAUUGAAUUCGAACGGAUAACUCGAAAAAUCCAAACAAAUAUCCAAAGAAACCGAUCUAAAUGUCCAAAUUAAUAUGCAAUAUAAAUAUUUGAAACAUAAUUGUGUACUUCAAAUAUUCAAUUCCAUAUUUAUUUUGAUAUAUAUAUAUAUAUAUAUAUAUAUCUAAAUUUAAGUAUUUAAAAUUUAAAUAAGUACUUUAAAUGCUCAAUUAUAUAAAACAAAAUAUUUAUUCUUUAUGUUUUGCUUUGAAAUUUUAGAUUUUACUUCAGGUAUAUCCAAAAGAAACUGAUAUAACCCAAAUCCAAACGAUAUAUGAUUACUUUAUGAAUUUUAAGAUGUGAUCAAACUAGAACCAAAACCAAUAUUUUAUAUCCGAACCUAAUUUGUACUUACAAAUUUACUAAAAUGGGACCUACGAUGUGAUACAAAAUAGAACCAAAAUCUGAAAUACCCGAUCUGAACAUCAAUACGUAGCCAGACAUCCAGGUCUGAAUGACAAAAAGAAAAGGUUAAAGAUACAUUUGCUUUUAACUUUGUUCUUUUCCGUCUGAAUUUUAAUAAUAUUUCCAUAUAUAAGUGCAUACAAGUUUAUAUUUUCUCAACACAAGAUAUUGACAAUGCCUGUUUUUUAAUACUCUCAUAUUUAACAAAAAAAUGUCAUUUGAUAAUUUUCACACAUACUGGAAAAUCAUUUAAAAAUAAUAUUUUAUUCUUUAUUUACACACUAAAUAAAUUUAUUUUCUAAUUAAACAUAAAAAGAAUACGGUUAAAACCGUUUUUUUUUUGUAAAAAAAACUUGCAUUAGAAAAUAAAUUGGAACUCUUUGUAAAAAAAACUAUUUUAAAAAAAAAACAGAAAGGAUAGUAAAUUUUUUUUUUUUUUUUGGUAAAAUGUUAAAUUUUAUACCAUUUUUGUUUGAGACAGAAAUUACACAGAAACAAGUAGCAGAAAAUGAAAUGCGACUACCACAACACCGAAAAAAAAAAAAAAACACGAUAGCAACAAUCAGAAACUACACCGCUAGAAUCCAUUCGAUCGGAGCAAGUCUAUCUUCGGCUUCAGAUUGCGAUGAACCAUCACACAAGAGUCGCAUUGUCGAGUCAAUCAAAGUUGCCACGAGCUACAGAGAUUUGGCCCAUCCUCAAAACCCACUCUGCUCCUACAGCUUCCUUAAUGUUCUGAGUUUGCUAACCUGCAAAAUAGCACAAACGACCACUAACUCCCGAUAAGGCACCAGUGAAUGCAUUCGGAAUGGAUAACUCGUCCCGGUAUAAACCGGAGAUCUUGGAUAAAGGCGCAGCCGUAUGCCUCAACUGCUCCGAUCUAGCCACGACCUUUGCCGCACGGAUAGCUACUCCGCACUACCGCACGAGGAGUCCAUUCAUUCACCGGAGACACCCACGAUUGAGAGAGACGCUGCCCACAUAGGCACGAAAUAAAGGCUACUGCUUACCGAAGAGACCAGACAACAGAGCUCCUCAAGCUGUAAAACCGCUUUUAUUUGGAAAAGAGAGAGACAACAGAGCUUGCCACAUCACCGAACCAUGAACGAGAGGGUCGAGUCUGCAACCCUUCUGAGCAAAUUCCAGGUAAACCGACAAGGUUAGACAGGAAAAGUCAUAAAGAAGCAGAGCUACACGCGCCGCCACCGAGUUCAGACAUGCGCCUACUGAACCCAACGCGCCGCCGCAUCAACAGCAGACCCAACAUCGCUCAUGUUGAGAAAGGCUUGACCACUUCCUGCAAAAAGCAGAGCCCAACCCCAAGACUUCCAACAAGAGCUAGAUCCGUGGACGGCACCAUAGCCACAUGGCCCGUAGAUCUGACAGAGUUGAAGCCUUACCGACGACCACACGCCAUCACUCUCAGAGCAAAACUCCCCAAGUCUUAGAUGGCCACAGUAAGCUCCGGAAGCAGGGAAUCAAAGGAUAGUAAAUUAAUGCAUGCAUAGUGAAUAUUUCCCAUUUCGUUUUAAAUUAAGUGUCAUUGUAUUAUACUCCCUCUAUUUUCUCUUAAGCGAUGUUUUAGAAUAUUUAUUUUGCUACAAUAUAGUUGGCGUUUCCAAAAAGAAAUGAAACUAUUAUUCUUUCAAAGUGGAAUGUGUCUUACGAAAUAUGACAAUUAAUUGAUGGAGAAGGGUAGAAAAGAUAUUGCAUUAAGUGUCCUAAUUCAUGUGAAAAUCAUAGAACGUUACGUAAAAAAUUGGUACAAAAUAAGUGUAAUUUUUACGAAAUGCAACCUUUUCUAUUAAUUUAUCUUUUUCUUAAUUAAAUUAAUAUAAAAAUAAAUUUUAUGCAAUUAUAAUAAUCAAACAAUGAUAAAUUUGAACAUAUAACUAGUAUUUUAAUAACGACAACUAAUUUGAAUAUGGAAUGAAUAGUUAACAAAAAAAAAUUCAGUUAAAUCAUAAGAUGAAACAC